GUUUUAAGCGUGAUGCUAUAGUUAAAUGAAAUCGGCAACUCUCUGCGUUUUGACAAGGAGGAGGUGAAAUAGCUUGCUUUUUAUUCGAGGAGUUAAUACGAGAACUUUGUUUUUGUCUUUCCAAUUGACAGCAGCAUCAUGAAAGAAGCGUGAACAGCAGUUAGUCAACACCAACCCGACCAGUGACAGUUCGCGUCUAUCAACAUCAACUGCAAGAAAAUAUACCAUCUGCAGAGACGUCAGUGGGGCAGAAAUUUGAGUAUUAUUUUGCAACCUGACCUAUAAAGGGGAUGUCAAGCACAGCCAUGAAGAAGAAGGUGUUGCUGAUGGGCAAGAGUGGCUCUGGGAAGACCAGCAUGAGAUCCAUCAUCUUUGCCAACUACAUAGCCAGAGACACGCGACGCCUUGGAGCCACAAUCGAUGUGGAGCACUCCCAUGUGAGAUUUCUUGGCAACCUGGUGCUGAACUUAUGGGACUGUGGAGGACAAGACACCUUCAUGGAGAACUACUUCACCAGCCAGAGGGACAACAUUUUCAGGAACGUGGAGGUGUUGAUCUACGUGUUUGAUGUUGAGAGCCGUGAGCUGGAGAAAGACAUGCACUACUAUCAGUCCUGUCUGGAAGCCAUCCUUCAGAACUCUCCUGAUGCUAAAGUAUUCUGCCUCGUGCACAAAAUGGACCUGGUGCAGGAGGACCAGAGAGACCUGAUCUUCAAAGAACGUGAAGAAGACUUGCGGAGGUUGUCCAGACCGCUGGCUUGUACCUGCUUCAGGACCUCCAUCUGGGAUGAAACUCUGUACAAGGCGUGGUCCAGUAUCGUGUACCAGCUGAUCCCAAACGUUCAGCAGCUGGAGACGAACCUGAGGAACUUCGCCCAGAUUAUCGAAGCAGACGAAGUGCUCUUGUUUGAGCGAGCCACGUUUCUGGUAAUUUCUCAUUAUCAAUGCAAAGAGCAGCGUGAUGCACACCGGUUUGAGAAAAUCAGCAACAUUAUCAAGCAGUUCAAGCUCAGUUGCAGCAAACUGGCGGCCUCCUUCCAGAGCAUGGAGGUUAGAAACUCUAACUUUGCGGCCUUCAUCGAUGUGUUCACCUCCAACACAUACGUCAUGGUCAUCAUGUCUGACCCCUCCAUACCCUCUGCAGCCACACUCAUCAACAUCCGCAACGCCAGGAAGCACUUUGAGAAGCUGGAACGAGUGGACGGGCCCAAACACAGUCUGCACAUGCGAAUGCGCUAGUCUCUGGCUCUACGUGGGUACCGUCUCAACCAAUCAGUCUCCAGACAUCAGACACCAGGCUUCCGGUCCCGCCCCCUUGCAUGAGCAGCGACCCAAUCACGUUCUCCAACUCUUAGCUCCAAGACCCUGUUCUGACCUUGUUCUUGUCCUUGUUUCUACGGUGAUCUUGUAUAUCAUGAAAAUCAAUGCUUGUACUCGGACGCGUAUGUCGUAAAUCUACACAAAGAUAUCAAUGGAAUGCUUUAUAUAUAUUUUAUUAAGGGGCUACCAUUGCAGUCUUUAGGUGUAAAAGACUGUGAAAAUAAAAAUGUUUUGGUCAUGAGGGAAGGAAUAUUUACAAUACCUGUAAUGAUCAGUUGACUGUUGCCCAGGAAACGAGUGGAAUUGAUAGUUCUACUACGCUCUGGCAUUGUGCCAACUAUGAAGAUGGACGCUGAGUUUUGUUAUAAUGGCUUUGUAAAGAGAAUACAAAUUGAAAGGUGUGUGAUAUGGGUGGGAGUCACACACACUGUUGAACACUGGGAAACAUUCUGCUGCCUUACAUUCGGACAUGUGGAUUCAUUGUUUUUUUUGAACUGCAAAUAAAAAAUAAAAAAAGCUA
Molecule: messenger RNA, 1839 nt
Organism: Osmerus eperlanus (European smelt)
Lineage: Eukaryota; Metazoa; Chordata; Actinopteri; Osmeriformes; Osmeridae
Gene: rraga
Product: Ras-related GTP binding A
Exons: 10
Coding region: 291-1238 (315 amino acids)
Biological process (GO): negative regulation of autophagy; cellular response to starvation
Cellular component (GO): nucleus; lysosome; Gtr1-Gtr2 GTPase complex
Molecular function (GO): GTP binding; GTPase activity
Source: RefSeq, a predicted model, not a curated record